UGGCAGACAACAGCGGCUAUACGGUGGGUCGGAAAGCAAUGGAGAAUCAGUAAGACCUGUGCAUUACAUGGCAUAGGUUGAGUUGAGAGAACGAUGAUACUUCAACGUAACUCGUACUAAAGCUGUGCAUGUUCACUCGAUUUUAAAGAAAUUCAAGUUUUACGGAAAUUUUGGAGGAAGACAUUGUAAUACAUCAACAUUAAAUUCUUCAAUAAUUAAUAUAAAUAUAAUGACAAAUUGUGACAAUUUGUAUAUUUUGAGGAAAAAAUCAAUUUGGAUUUCUUCCCAAACUAUCAGCCCCAAAGUUUAAGAUAUUCUUACAAGAGGGAAUGGUUUCAAAUGAUUACUACCCUUUUGUGUGCCAGUUGUUUAGUGAGUGUAAUUAAAAGACAAAAACUGCAGGUGAUUUUUGGGUGAAGUAGUAAAUUGAUAAAAUUAAAACAUCAUAGAGACAAACUAAAGAAACUUUCUGAUGAUUAAAAAAGCAUUGCAACGAAUAUAUAUGUAUAUAUAGAAUACAAUAAAAUAUAGUUGAUCAAUUGUAAAGUAUUAGAGUGAAAUUUAAAGUGAAGAAAACAAAAAAGCUAAACAAACGAAAAAUGACUGGAAGAGCAGAGACUAUACUUUUAAAUGCAAUAGACAGCGUCCAAAAUUAAUGUGGACAGAUAUACAGAAUCCUUCUUCUUUAAUGAUGGGUCUCCAAGCGGCGGCCAGUAAACGAAAGUACGAUGGUAGUGAGGGCGGCGAGGUCAGUGAACAGCAGGGAAGCUGCUCACCGGCCAAAACAAGCCGCUGGUCAGAAACGGGUGGUGUUUCAACUACACCUCCAACGAUGACAACAUCUGUGAUCUCAUCAUCGGGGCUCGGUGAGGACAGCAUUGCGCGUCUUGAAGCGGUCACUGUGCCCGGUGAGACGACAUGGGCGGGUGAACCAAUUGUGGAUAGUAUUUCCCGACUGCAGGCAGUAGCAGUACCGGGUGAGGGUACGUGGGGUGCCGAUGGGGCAAGAUCAGCAUUGGCCACAACCCUCCUAGCAGCGGAUGAUCUCGAGGAUGAUGAUGACGACUUCGAGGAUGAUUUUGAUGAAGAUGAUACAGCCAUUCCUAGCUACUUGCCGCUGAGAUAUCCAUGUGCCCCACCACGGGGCUACGGACCACCGGGAUCGUACUCACCACCUGCCAAAAAUAGUUACUACACCGAAUCCUAUCCAGGGCUAACAACGUGUUCGCGUGGGAUGUAUGGUCGGGGACCAGGAUAUGCAUCAGCUAGUGGUUGGAUGGGUGGAUACUACACCCCGCCAGAGGCGACGAGCCCCCAGCAAACAAUCCGCUGUGCGGAAAAUGGGAAGUCGUACCUGGAGUUAGGAAGUGCAAGCUAUAGUUCGAAUAAUGGGAUGUCAAAUACUCGUUGUGGUAUUAAACGGUGCUGUGAUGGUAGAAAUAAUUGGUGCAAUAGUAAACAAUGUUACAAGGAAAGACGUUUAAAGAUGAUGAAUCUCAGUAUGUUUAAGUUAUCACGCUUCCGUCAGGUGAGCGAACAGAGUCUCUAUCGCUCAGUUCUCAUUUGCAACACACUUAAAUGCAUUGAGCGAGAGAUGGAGAUGGAAAGUAAGGAGUUGGGAAUGCAUCAGCACCACGUGACAAGUCCACAUCACAACCACCAUCAUCACAUGCAUCACCCCCAGCCACCACUACCACAACCACCGCAUCCCGCUGAAUACCAUCCACAGUAUCGGACACCGACCGUACACCAUGGGAAUCAUGCAUCUCCUGAGAUACACUACGGUGGUCCUGAAGCACCUCCCUCUAGCUUCCAAGUUCCCUAUAACGGACGUGCUGCAACACCAGCACCACCCAGUCUGCCAUUCAAUGACUCCUUACCGCCAUAUGAUCACCACCCAUUACGCGAUGCUGCCCAUAGCAGUGGCCGUGCCACACCCUUCCCUACAGCUGGUCUCCCAGACACGGACUCUGGGUAUGGGGAUGAGGAUUGUACGCGACCUAUAAACUGGGGAUCUGUCCUAAGUCUGUCGUCACAGUCUGCCCUGGAUCCGCUCAAUAAUAAUGAUCUCUUCGCUACAUCAUCAACCACCAGCACACUAGCUCUCAGUAGUAGUAACAGCAGCACCAGUAGUAGUAGCAGCAACAGUUGCUCCUUUGCUGCAGCUACUACUUUUUCCUUCGCCUCGGCUGCCUCGUGCACCGUUACAGCGACAACUAACUGGGAUUAUGGGUUGCUAGACAUGGACCUCGGCUUAGGACCUGAACUCACUGAACUCCUGCCGAGUUGGAAACUGACACCACUCAGUGCAGACGAUAUACUCAAGUCAGUACCGGAACAGCAGGAAAUGGACUCAGCUUUCACACACAUCAUGGUCGGGAGUUAGUAGUGUGAGGGACAAAUAAUUUACCCAUCCCUCCAUUUUCGAUGAGUUUCCAUUUUUUUUAUAACCAAGACUCCUAUCUUCAUGUCGCAAAAAAGCGUAUCAAUAUCACUCAGCUAUAUUACGAUUAUUUUGAUUUUAAAAUUGGUAUUUUUAUGGACAAAAAUGUUAAAAUUUUUUGCUUAGGCUCUGUGAUCUGAAUUUUGUUAUAUGUACGUCAAAAUUGAAUUUUUAUCUACCCUAACUGAAAAAUUGGAAGAACAAUUAGCUUUAUCAAUUAAUGAAAUAAAUACCGGAGAUGAUAAAAUCAUAAAAGGAUCCAGAAAAAGACUCAAAAUAUUAUAUUUCCCAACUAGAUGUAACGAAGUGGUUUGAGAAAAAGUUAUAGGGUACCUAUAGGUAAUUUUCUUUAUGAAUAACAUAUUUGAAAAUACUCAAUCUUCAGAAAUUCGUAAAAAAAGCAACUUAAAUAGUUCCGAUGCUUCCUAUUUUGCUUGAUACAGAACUUUAGACCCUUUAGUUUUAUUUUACUUACAUAAUACAUAUUAAAACGAUAUAUCAGUUACAGUAGAAUAAAUUAUAUUAGCCCUUUACAUGCCAUAGCAAGCUAAUGCUUUGGAAGGUGUAUCUGUCAUCCCAAACUGAUUUUUCUUUUUAACUCACAUCGUGAAUUUUUUUUAUUUCUAAAAAAACCAGAUCACAAAGACCGAAGCAUUGUCCAUAAAAAAAAUUGAAAUCAAACACACAAAAUACGAUUUUUUUUUUUGCAUUAGAUGUGCGACAUAAUACUACUUUUAUAAAUUGUCCCAUUAUACAGAAAUACAUUAAAUAAUCCAUAUAAUAUAGAUGAAGACUCAAACAUCUAUGAUAAUUCUUCCAUUUUUGUUUAAAAAUUUACAAAAACUCAGUAUUCUUUUUAAAUAGCAAAAAAUUAUUAAAAUGUAUUUCUUUCAAAUCAUUAUUUUUUUUUUUUAAUGUAAUUCAUCUUACUUAAAACGGGUUAAUCUUUUGACGCAUUUUUUUAGAAAAAAGAAACGCUUAGUUUUACUUUAUCCGACCAUGAUUCCUUAAACAUACUUUUAUGUUUAGAGUUUUUUGCUCAGGUUGUGAAGGCUGUGUCUACAAGCAAAAAAAAACUACAGAAAUAUGAAACGAAAAUUGUAAGAAAAAUGCAAAGAGAAUUUUGUGACUCGCCAUUUAAUAAACAAAAAAAUUACUGGAUGUAAAACUUUUUUUUUUUCAAAUUAAUAAUAUGUAAAUGUAUCAAUAGUUUUUUCCUACUUCUUAUAAAUAUAUAUUAAAAAGAAAUUAAAAUACGUAACACAGCGAAGCGAAGAUGGGAAUGAAAAUCAAAAAUUCACGAAGUUGACAAAAAAAAGAACAGAAUGUUUUUUUUUAAUUUCAUUUCUAUAUGAAGAAGUAAGAAAAAAAUUAUGUAAAGUGAUAAUUAUCACGAUGAAAUAGUGAAGAAAAAUCAAAGAAGUGAAGAAAAUAAACCCCAUAAAAUAGUAUACCUAUUUAUUCUAAUGAUGUACGUACACUUCCUUAAUAAAAUUUAUUAUUAAAAAGAAUCAUGUUCAAAAACAAAAUACUUGAAUUACAUGAGACAAAAGCGAAUUUUUUGGUAAAUAUGAAGUUUAAGAAAAAGAGAAAAAUAUCUGUUAUACAGGAUUAUUUUUUCUUAAUUUUUAUUUCCAUCCAGCCAUUUUUUUUUAAUACAACAUUUUUUAACUUGUAUACAUUUUAAGCAAUAGCUUCUUUUUGAAAAGCAAUAAUUGUGGUAAAUUUUAAUUCUUAAGCAAUAAAAUACAUUUAAUGUUUUUCACAUUGAAAAAAAAAAUUAAAAGAGCUUCUUCUUGAUUUUUCCGUCUAUUUUUAACAAUUUUCUCAUUGAGUAUUUUCAUUUCAUUUUUUUUUUGACAAAAACAUAAAUUUUUUUUAAACUUGCAACCUAAGCGAAAAAUCUCUUCGUGUGAAAACUAUAUAAAUUAUAUACGAGGAAAUGUGAAAUUUAAAAGAAAACCCAGAAGAAAAAAUGGAAACCAACACGCCAAGAUAACAAUUUGUAAAUAAUUUGCAAAAUGUAAGAAAGAAGAAAGUACGAAUUUGUAAAAAGAGAAUCUAAAAAUGUAAUAGUUGAAUUUUUUUUAAUGUGUAAAUAAAAAAUAUUUCCGCCACAAUUGCUGAAAUUUACUUAUAUUUAAUGAAAAUGAAAAAAAUAGAUAAAGUAAAUAGAAAAAAAGUAUUACAAAAAACGAAAAAUAUUUUCUUUUCUCAUUUAUGUGAAAUUAAGCAAAGAAGUAAAUAUUCAAGUGAAGGAAAUUGUGAAAAAUCUAUUUUCCUUUAUUAAUAUGAGAUGAAAAUAUUUAAGAAAAAAAAGAACAUUAAAAAAUACACUCAAGAGAAAAUUUUAAAAUUAAAAAGUAAAAAAAAAUGAACAAUCUAGUCCUACUUACCGAUAUAUUAUUAUAAAAUAAAAAAUAUAUAACUAAAAAUUAUGAUAAAUUAUAAGAGAAUCUAUUAUAUAAAAAAAUCCAAUAGCUGAUAAGUUAUAUUAUUAUUAAUUAUUAUUAUUAUCAUUGAAUAAAAAAGAUUAUGAAAAAAAUUAACAAAAAAAAGAAAAAAAAUUGCAAAAGGCAUGCAAAAUUACAGAAAGAUUGCAAGAGAUUAUUUUUACGUCAAUUACAAGGGCAAAAAUCUUGAAAAUUUCCCCUGAAAAAAAAAAAGAAUUAAGUAACUAAUUGAAUAUCCCACAAAUCUCUCAAGCAACAUAAUUAGGAAAAAUUUGACACACCAAAUUAAUAAAAAAAAACAUGAAACAGAAAUAAGGUUCUUUUACAAAAAAAAAACUAAAAUCUCUUUAUCAAACUUUUUAUUGAAGAAAGAUCUUCACAAAAAUUUAGUGUAUAAAAAUUAUUGAAUAAAAAUGCUAAUAAAAUUUGAUGUUCAAUAAAUAUGUACAAUCCAGAGUAAAAAAAACAUAAGGAAUUAACUUUUGAAGUAAAUUAAAAAAAAAAGAAAGAAUCCAUCGUUUCAGAAAGGUUGAAAUAGUAAAAGAAAAGAAUGGCUAAAAAAAAUGUGGCGCAGUAAUUGGAUGCAAAAAAUAAGCGGGAAAAUUUCGAGAAAACAGAAAGCAAUGUUUGACUUUUAUGUUACUUUUGCAAAAAAAAUAAAGAGAAAUAAUUGUUAAAUUGAGAAAAAAAA
This is a messenger RNA of Lutzomyia longipalpis, 5587 nucleotides long. RefSeq lists its product as uncharacterized. The transcript has 2 exons. Lineage: Eukaryota; Metazoa; Arthropoda; Insecta; Diptera; Psychodidae. Gene Ontology annotation, molecular function: transcription regulator activity. Gene Ontology annotation, cellular component: nucleus. The coding region runs from base 656 to 2386 and encodes 576 amino acids. The record is from RefSeq and is a predicted model, not a curated record.